AUGGGUCUCAGCAGCUUGGAAGAAAGUCCAAGAGACAACAACAAAGCAUUGUCUAAGAAGCCUGUGUCACCAGUAUUCUUGGUGUCCAGAGGACCAUAUUAUGUGGAAAAUAUGGACAUUAAUACCACUGAGGAAUUCAAGGGCUCCACCGUCGUUGAAUUGAUGAAGAAAGAAGGCACUACCCUUGGACUGACUGUGUCAGGCGGAAUCGAUAAGGACGGCAGGCCGAGAGUAUCUAACCUGCGGCAAGGAGGAAUUGCUGCUAGAAGUGAUCAGCUGGACGUGGGUGACUACAUCAAAGCAGUGAAUGGGAUCAACCUGGCCAAAUUCCGCCACGACGAGAUCAUCAGUUUGCUGAAGAAUGUUGGGGAAAGAGGUUCUUGACGUUUUUUCACAGUUGAGUAUGAGCUGCCGCCAGUCUCUGUUCAAGGAUCAAGUGUUAUUUUCCGAACAGUGGAAGUCACAUUACAUAAAGAAGGCAACACCUUCGGUUUUGUAAUACGAGGGGGAGCACAUGAUGAUAGAAAUAAAUCUCGUCCGGUUGUGAUAACAUGUGUUCGUCCUGGAGGGCCUGCUGACAGAGAGGGCACAAUCAAACCUGGUGAUAGGUUGCUCAGUGUGGAUGGAAUUCGGCUUCUUGGAACCACGCAUGCUGAAUCCAUGAGUAUUCUUAAACAGUGUGGACAAGAAGCAACGCUGCUGAUAGAAUAUGAUGUCUCAGUAAUGGAUUCCGUGGCAACAGCAUCCGGGCCACUACUAGUUGAAGUUGCCAAAACUCCUGGUGCCAGCCUUGGGGUUGCCCUAACUACCUCGAUGUGCUGUAACAAACAGGUCAUUGUCAUAGACAAAAUCAAAUCUGCAAGUAUUGCAGACAGAUGUGGUGCACUGCACGUGGGAGAUCACAUCCUGUCCAUCGAUGGAACCAGCAUGGAGUACUGUACGCUAGCGGAAGCAACCCAGUUCCUGGCAAACACCACGGACCAGGUCAAGCUUGAGAUUCUUCCCCAUCAUCAGACCCGCCUGGCUCUUAAGGGACCUGACCAUGCAGCUUUGGUGUCUUCAUCCUUCUCUCCUACCUCCAUGAGUGCAUACAGCCUGAGUUCCCUGAACAUGGGGACUUUACCUCGAAGCCUCUACUCUACUAGCCCACGUGGAACCAUGAUGAGGAGGAGACUGAAAAAGAAAGACUUCAAAAGCUCACUGUCUUUAGCUUCCAGCACAGUAGGCUUGGCUGGGCAGGUUGUUCACACAGAAACCACAGAGGUUGUGCUGACAGCAGAUCCUGUCACAGGAUUUGGGAUCCAACUGCAGGGCAGUGUAUUUGCUACAGAGACUCUCUCUUCUCCACCUCUGAUUUCCUAUAUUGAAGCUGACAGCCCGGCAGAGAGAUGUGGAGUACUACAGAUUGGAGACAGAGUGAUGGCCAUUAAUGGAAUUCCAACUGAAGACAGCACCUUUGAGGAAGCCAAUCAGCUCCUUCGAGACUCUUCAAUCACGAGCAAGGUCACACUGGAAAUUGAGUUCGAUGUAGCAGAGUCUGUCAUCCCAAGUAGUGGAACAUUUCAUGUAAAGCUCCCCAAGAAGCAUAAUGUGGAACUUGGAAUAACCAUAAGUUCACCAUCCAGUAGAAAACCAGGAGACCCCCUUGUCAUUUCAGAUAUCAAAAAAGGCAGUGUGGCACACAGAACUGGAACCCUGGAACUUGGGGAUAAAUUACUCGCGAUAGAUAACAUUCGGCUAGACAACUGUUCCAUGGAAGAUGCAGUUCAGAUCCUCCAGCAGUGUGAAGACCUGGUGAAGCUCAAAAUCCGCAAAGAUGAAGAUAAUUCAGAUGAGCAAGAAAGUUCCGGAGCGAUUAUUUACACCGUGGAGCUUAAGCGCUAUGGGGGGCCCCUUGGCAUCACGAUUUCAGGAACCGAAGAGCCAUUUGAUCCUAUAAUCAUUUCAAGCCUCACUAAAGGGGGAUUAGCUGAAAGAACUGGCGCAAUCCACAUAGGAGACCGAAUCCUCGCCAUCAACAGCAGCAGCUUGAAAGGGAAGCCUCUGAGUGAAGCCAUCCAUUUGCUACAGAUGGCAGGAGAGACUGUCACCUUGAAAAUUAAGAAACAGACAGAUGCCCAGUCGGCAUCAAGUCCCAAGAAAUUCCCCAUUUCCAGCCACCUGAGCGACCUGGGAGAGACGGAGGAGGACUCCUCUCCAGCUCAGAAGCCAGGCAAACUCGCCGACAUGUACCCCUCUACUGUACCCAGUGUAGACAGUGCUGUGGACUCGUGGGAUGGCUCUGGAAUCGAUGCCAGCUAUGGGAAUCAAGGCGCUGGCUUUCAGGCCUCGGGAUACAACUUCAACACCUAUGACUGGAGGAAUUCAAAACAGAGAGGCAGCUUGUCCCCAGUCACUAAGCCUCGAAGCCAGACUUACCCAGAUGUGGGGCUGAGCGGUGAAGACUGGGACCGGUCCACAGUCAGUGGUUUUACAGGAGCUCCUGACAGUACAGAAGUCGAGCAAGAGGAGAACUUCUGGUCACAAGCGCUGGAGGAUUUAGAGACCUGUGGACAAUCAGGGAUUUUGCGAGAACUUGAGGAGAAAGCUGACAGGCGUGUGUCUUUGAGAAACAUGACUCUCUUGGCAACAAUCAUGUCAGGCAGCACGAUGAGUUUGAACCAUGAGGCCCCGACACCUCGCAGUCAGCUGGGGCGACAGGCCAGCUUCCAGGAACGGAGCAGCUCGCGGCCACACUACAGCCAAACGACUCGAAGCAACACGCUGCCCUCAGAUGUGGGCAGAAAGUCUGUGACCCUGAGGAAAAUGAAACAAGAAAUAAAGGAGAUCAUGUCCCCAACUCCUGUGGAGCUGCACAAGGUGACCUUGUACAAGAGCUCUGACAUGGAAGACUUUGGGUUCAGCGUGGCGGAUGGCCUGCUGGAGAAAGGAGUGUAUGUGAAAAAUAUUCGCCCAGCUGGGCCAGGAGAGCUUGGUGGCUUAAAGCCCUAUGACAGGCUCCUACAGGUUAAUCAUGUUCGAACGAGAGACUUUGACUGCUGCCUUGUUGUGCCCCUCAUAGCAGAAUCUGGUAAUAAGCUGGACCUGGUCAUUAGUAGAAACCCACUGGCUUCACAGAAAUCUAUAGAACAGACUCUACCAGAAGAAUGGAGUGAACAGAACAGUGCUUUUUUCCAACAGCCUAGCCAUGGUGGUAAUUUGGAGAUUCGAGAACCCACUAACACAUUAUAGCAAUGCUUUUUAUAAAGCAAAAGACAAUAUCCACAUGGUGCUAAAAAUAAUCCCUUUAAGAUUUCUGUGACAUUUGAAGCACAGAUAAUCAAGUGGCAUUAACUGCAAGCACAGGGGUCUUUUAAAUCUCUCUCAUGGCUCAUGUUCACUUCCCUUUGGAGUUGAAAAGGUUUCUUUUUUGGUGACCACUAUGAGUGUGGCACACGAUUCCCUGCCAAGCCCAAUGGUAGAGAAAAAGAAAACUAGGUAGUCCGCUCCUCCCACAAUUACUAUCAGAAGAAAUUUUUUACAAUUUCAUCUUCCUAUCACUUUUUUUAAAAGAGAAGUGUCUGUUUAAAAAUAUUCUCUAUGAUAAUUUCCUUAAUUCAUUUGAAAUCUGUUUCUUAUUAUGAAGUCAUUAAUGUAAGAACUUGACCAACAAAGCUUUUCAUAAAGCUGGCUCUACUAGGGGAACUAGAGUUUGGUGAACUGCUGGGACUGCUGCUGUGGGAGGGGUUCAGGUCUAACAUUAAGUUAUCUGAAAAUGUUUCAGCGAUGAUGCACGUAGGAGAUCAUAAUAGGUGGUGGUAAAUGUUCUGCCCAAAUAUAGGAAUGAUUUUAACUAAGAUGUAUGCUAUUCCCUAUGCAACAAAUUAUCAAACAGGAUAUGUCUUGUGACCUGUUUUUUUUUUUUUUGACACAUUUUUAAUAGCUGAAAAUCUCUGAUAAUGAAUUAGAGUGUUUAGUAACACUGAGAGUUAGUUAUCUUAUUUUUAAAAUUCAAGACUAAGAAUUUAAGAGAGAAUGAAGAAGUCUAUUAAAAUGAGGUUUAUCUUAAUGAUAGGCAAAUCAAACUCAUACUGCUUGACAUGUUUUAAAAACUGGUUAUAUUGAGGGGUGUACAGCACAUGUACUUAAAAAUGACACUGGACUAUGUUUUGUUCUGAGCCAUGCCACUUACUGAAAUUGUAAAUACAUUUUUCACAAAACGCAUUGCCAAUUAUUACCAUCCCUCAAAGCAAUAAAUUUGUGACAGUUGCUUUUAAUGUUUGUCAGCAACUGUUUUCAUUUGUUCAGAUAUUUUGAAUAGUUACACUAAUAACUGUUAUUUGGUGAAUAUAAAAAAAUAGAUCUGUAUAUCGAUUGUAGAAUUUCCACAUUGAAACGAUUAUUUUCCAAAUAUUUUCAUUUUGGUCAGUAACUCAAACAACUGCUUAGAUGACGCAUUUGAACACUGUGUCCUUCAUUUAAAGAAAAAGUUCACCUUUUUUUGUGCAAAGAAAUAUAUUAUUUCAGUCACAUUUCAGGACCGCCAGGGCAAGAAAGUAUAAAGCAGAAUCAUGUUAAGGAAAAAAAAAAAAAAAGAUCAUGAGUCACUUAAAUAUGUAUUUUUAUUUGUAACAAACAAGUAUUAAACUGUAAAGU
Messenger RNA from Pteropus alecto (black flying fox), 4635 nucleotides. RefSeq names its product glutamate receptor interacting protein 1 (gene GRIP1). The record is from RefSeq and is a predicted model, not a curated record. Gene Ontology annotation, biological process: neurotransmitter receptor transport, endosome to postsynaptic membrane. Gene Ontology annotation, molecular function: nuclear glucocorticoid receptor binding. The transcript has 23 exons. NCBI's taxonomy places the organism in Eukaryota, Metazoa, Chordata, Mammalia, Chiroptera, Pteropodidae.